AUGGAAGGCAGAGAUGUUGUAGGGAGUAUUUCAACCCCCCCGAGUUCUGGUAACGAGCAUCAAUCAGCCAAAAUUUCGCGUUUUGUGGGGGUGUCAGAGCACGACUCAUCAGCGGUGAAGGAGCUGGCUAAUCAAAGUGAUAAGAUGACAGAUGAUAUGGAACCUUCAAGGAAGAGACCCAAGUUGGAGCUCACGGAUAUCAAUGCUCCAAAUAAGGUUGCAGUAGCGGAAAACGGUACCACGGUAGCGGGAACUACUUCGGAACUCUUUACUGACGGUGACGACGAUAUUGAAGAGAAAGGCCGAAUCCCUCACACAGGUGAAUUAGUUUCGUCCUUGAAUAAUGGCGAUGGCGAUGUAGAUUCUAUCGAACUACCGGCUAGUAGCACUGGAAAAAAUGAUAUUCUGGCUCCGAUCGUACCUUCAAGUACCGUUUCUAUAGGUAAAGAUCCGACGACGGGAAAAUACGUAUUACCACAGAUAACAAAAGAGGACUCUAUAAAUGCGCGAAUGUAUCUGAAAUACUAUGGACUCAGAACAUUUUUGGACACUUACCUACCGGAGGAGUUGAAUUCUUUAUAUAUCUAUUUUCUGAUCAAGCUUUUGGGCUUUGAAAUCAAGGACCGUGAAAUGAUGAACGUAAUUUAUAAAUAUGUGCAACCUACGUGGUCAAUGAAUGGGACUAGUGGUGAAAACAUAGAAUAUUCCAAGGUAACUUUUGAUGACCCUUUGGAGAAAAAACAUGCAGUACGUUUGAUUAAAGAUUUACAAAAGGCGAUCAACAAGGUACUCUGCACAAGGUUGAGACUUGCAAAAUUUUCGACCAUUGAUACAUUUGUUGAAAAACUGAAAACUGCUAAACGAAUUGUUGUAUUAACAGGUGCAGGUGUUUCGACGUCGCUGGGUAUACCAGAUUUCAGAUCAUCUGAAGGUUUUUAUUCUAAAAUUCGACAUUUGGGUCUUGACGACCCACAAGAUGUCUUCAAUUAUGAUAUUUUCAUGCAAGACCCUUCUGUUUUUUAUAAUAUAGCUCAUAUGGUUUUACCACCUGAAAACCUGUACUCACCGUUGCAUAGCUUUAUCAAAAUGCUACAAGAUAAAGGAAAGUUAUUGAGAAAUUAUACACAAAAUAUUGACAACCUGGAAUCUUACGCAGGAAUCAAACCAGAAAAAUUAGUUCAAUGUCAUGGUUCAUUUGCUACUGCAUCAUGUAUUACUUGCCAUUGGAAAUUACCGGGAGAGAAGAUUUUUGCGAAUAUUAGAAACUUAGAAUUGCCACUAUGCCCGUAUUGCUAUCAAAAGAGAAGGGAGUAUUUUCCAAGCACGGAUGGUUUAGAUAGUGAGACUGCCAAUAUCGGGCAUGGUAAUAUGCCACAUCAUGCUCUGAAAUCAUAUGGUGUAUUGAAACCAGAUAUAACAUUUUUUGGAGAAGCUUUGCCCUCAAAAUUCCAUAAAACCAUUCGAGAGGAUGUUCUGAAGUGUGAUCUGCUAAUCUGUAUUGGAACAAGUUUGAAGGUGGCCCCAGUUUCUGAAAUUGUCAAUAUGUUACCUGCUCAUGUACCCCAAGUUCUAAUAAACAGAGACCCUGUGAAGCACGCAGAAUUCGAUUUAAAUCUUUUGGGAUUUUGCGAUGAUGUCGCUGCAUUAGUGGCUCAGAAAUGUGGAUGGGAUAUACCACAUGAAAAGUGGGACACAUUAAAGCAAAAAAAGUUCUCUUGCAAAGAAACUGAUAAAGGUGUGCUGAAUAUAACUCCUGAUGCCUCCUAA
Molecule: messenger RNA, 1767 nt
Organism: Zygotorulaspora mrakii
Lineage: Eukaryota; Fungi; Ascomycota; Saccharomycetes; Saccharomycetales; Saccharomycetaceae
Gene: SIR2
Product: NAD-dependent histone deacetylase SIR2
Exons: 1
Coding region: 1-1767 (588 amino acids)
Molecular function (GO): NAD+ binding
Source: RefSeq, a predicted model, not a curated record